Molecule: messenger RNA, 2676 nt
Organism: Penicillium expansum
Lineage: Eukaryota; Fungi; Ascomycota; Eurotiomycetes; Eurotiales; Aspergillaceae
Exons: 5
Coding region: 1-2676 (891 amino acids)
Source: RefSeq, a predicted model, not a curated record
AUGAGUGAAUCCGCAGAGCAGCUCCGCAAGAUGCAGAUUCUUCAAAUGGUGAUAUCCAGCCCCACCCACUUCUUCGUGGACCUUUCUAACCAGCGGCAUCAACAGGCGGACCUAGGAACCGCUCGGCGUGAAAUGAUUUCGACCGCCGAUAUCAAGACUCAGGCUCGCUCACAGCUUGUUGACAUUGAAUCCAAGCGACUUAUGGAUCAGAGAGAUGAAGCUCAAUUGAGCAAAUGGGCAAACUUGCACACUGAGAUUGGAGACACUCACGGCAUGGAAGACCUCGACGACAUAAAUUCUGGCCAGUCCCACCGCGCUACUUUGCAUGCCAUGUUGCAUGCCAAUGGAAGUCAGCCACGAACCUAUGCCAAUCACCCUUACCCACCUCCAUCUGCAGGUCGCGGAGGUGGUGUCAUGGGAAAGAGAGGACGAGGUGGUUUUGUCCCCCCUCCCCCUAUGGGACCUGCUGAUCUUCCUCAGGCUUUUGCAAGCAUUCACUUGGACCCUGCGUUAAACUACAACAACAACGAAAUCGAUCCUCACGAACGAAGGGGACGUGGACGUGGCAAGGGCAGGGGCAGGGGCAGGGGCAACGCCCAGGAGCAGGCCCAUGUUCCGUCCACCCCUAGCAGACUCAAGCGGCCGCCUCCAGGUGUAAACUUCGCAGCAAGAAUCUCCGAGCCAGGAGAAUUUAUGUCCUUAUUUCAGUCUCGCCGAGCGACUGAAACAUACGAGAAAUCUAGCAACACAAUUGUCUCUGCUCCAAUGCAGAAGGCUGCAUCUGCACAGAAGUCUAUUCCGUCAAUCGAGCAAAAUAUCAAAAUCCCUCUGAGUGGUACACCCAAGAGCAAGACGACGCCAUCUCGUGCUGUUGCCACCGCAGCCAAGAUUUCCCAGCCCCAAAUGGGACCCUAUGUAGUGGAAACACCCCUUUCAACUCGUGUUGUUCCUCUUGAUCAGACUGCAUCUUUCAAACCCCGCAAGGUCCAGCCUGAUACACCCAAAUCUCCUCAGCCACAUAACAACCCCCCUCCAGUAGAAGCAACCCCACCAUCAUCUCAUUCUGUCUCCAUACAACGAAGUGCCAAGUCUAAAAGACUGAAAGACAUAGCGACAGGCUCCAGGGCUCCUUAUCCACCAGUGGUCGCAAUCGCCGUGAAUGACAUUCAAUGGAAGGUUUCGCCCGGCGAAGAGCCACGAAAGAAGGGCACGGCUCCUUUGAGCAAAUCAGUAGUCUCAUCUGAAAGCUACAUGCCCCUCGCCGAGUCUAAGAAGUCACCCGUCAGCAAGGUCGGCGGAAUCAAAGACAACAAGCAGAAUGUUCCUCCUGAUAGCCAGAAGGGGAAAACCAUGCAGCAAGCCCAGCAGUCUCAAGAUCUUCUCGGCGAUGAUGAUUCUCCCGUUAAUGCAGCAGCGAAAGCCCCUCACACUUUGAAAGCAGUGGCCAUCCAGAGUCCAGGGACUGCCGAAUUGGCAGGUCUUAAGUUUGCCGAGAAAGCCAGGGGCUCAGUGCGUGUCAAGAGUAUUGACGAAGUCAUUGCUCCCAAAACAACGAGCAAUGAGGCCCCAGAGGCGCAAGCUCGCCGCGAUAAUCAGAGUCAAGAACUUGACGGUUUUGGAACCUAUGGUCCGCAGAUUAUUGAAGAGCUUCGCGACAUCCGCAGAGACAUUCGUUCGCCCCAAGACCUAGCCACUACCCGUGAUAUCGAACGAAUACUUGAAUCUAAAUUGCUCCAGCUAGUCCCUACGGCAUAUGCACCGCCGCCUGCAGCACCUAUAGCCUCAGAUAUAGAGAACCGGCUGGGUAAUCUGGUGGCACUUGUGGAAUACCUUUCAGCAUCGCAACAUGGGACUAACACUGCUGAAGUUCCCUCGGCUGCCCGGCGCGACCUUACCCCCUUUGAGGGGCACAGAUCGCCGCCCCCACCUUCUUCCAGUUCAAACUCACCCCCGUCUGCUGAUAAACGCGCGCACAAGGUACGUGUGCCCGGCCUCUCGCCAACCAGGAGUGAGAGUUCCGACAUUAUUUCGCACUUCGAAUCACUUCAGGUCUCAGACAAAUUGGUUGCACCCCUCCAGCCGCAACGUGUGAUCCCUGUUCCAAAACUUCGUCCGCUGGAUAUCCCAAAGAAGAGCACUACCUCUGAUGCGUCUGUUCAGGUUACUCCCGCCAUGGUGUCACGUUCAAAGGAGGAAAUGAAAAGGCCACGGACUCUUAACGAUUCGAUCUUUGCAGGACCUGUAGGCCCUGUCACUUCCAAUUCUAACGUUUUUGGGCCUAAUGCGGUGCUAUCACAGACCACGACUCGGGGGUUGAGCGCGAAUCAUCCUAACAUCCCCAAGCAACAGGAUGCUCAGUCAGCCGGUGUUCGUACAAUCGGCCCUGCACCAUACAAACCCCGUGUUAUUGGACCUGCCCCUUCUCCAUAUGAGCAAACUACAUUGCGCGAUGUUUCAGCAGCCCACGUUCGUACUGUUUCCGUCCAGCGCGUCAACACUGAGAAUCGGCCCUCAUUGAAUGUUACAAACCGUGCUUCGAGCUCCAUGAGUCAAUCCAGUGAUCCAGCGUCCCACCAAGCUCCGGGUCGACUGUUCUCGAUGCCUGACCCUGCAAAAAUUCUCCAGCCCAAAGCGAGGACUACUGGUUCAUUCCCUUCCAACCCAUCUCGCCGCUAG